This is a messenger RNA of Rhizopus microsporus ATCC 52813, 1498 nucleotides long. RefSeq lists its product as uncharacterized. The record is from RefSeq and is a predicted model, not a curated record. The transcript has a single exon. NCBI's taxonomy places the organism in Eukaryota, Fungi, Mucoromycota, Mucoromycetes, Mucorales, Rhizopodaceae. Bases 29 to 1207 code for a protein of 392 amino acids. Gene Ontology annotation, molecular function: hexosyltransferase activity. Gene Ontology annotation, biological process: glycosphingolipid biosynthetic process.
CUCUCUCUUUGUAUUUAAUCUCUAACUCAUGAGCAUAUUUUCUAAUCUCUUUGGUAACCAGAGAGCAUAUACAAGGCUACCCACUGCAUCCAUCAUACGACCCAAACGAUGGCGGCUGAUCACAAUAAUUAAAUAUGCCGCUAUUAUCAUAAUUAGUAUUGUAAUCACCUUCUUUGCCAUCUGUCAACUUCAGCUGAAUAUUCGAGUUUACCUACGUAACUGGAUAUCCCAUGCUGACGAUGCAUACUAUGCACCCUUGGCUGGUUGCUUUGAUAAAUUACCCAAGGACAGUCCCUAUCUGACAGGUCAGAAUCACUAUGUGAAUGACCUAUCUCCAGGCAUAAGCUUGAUGGAAGACUAUGAUUGCUAUGAUUUUGCAGCAACAAUUCAACCAAAGCCAACAGAAUCCAAGGAUACAAUCAUCUACCAUGCCUAUUGGCGUGCAGAUCUUGCUCCUGUAGGACCAAAGCAACUCUCGACCCUUCGUUCCUUUUUCGCAACACAGAACCCAAAUAAUACAAUUGUCUAUCUUUGGUCCAAUGGCGAUCUAUCGCAAUCACCCGUCGUCAAGGAGAUAAAGAAGCAUGUGGGUGACCGAUUACAGACAAAGAUAUAUAAUUCACAUGAACUAUCCAAGGGAACGCCCAUGGAAAACUCUCCUCAUUUGGACUUUAAGGAUGCCAGUGGUUAUCUCGAUGGUGACCUCAUUCGACUGUUGGUCAUCUAUCACUAUGGUGGUAUGUGGUUCGAUAUGGAUUCGCUUUUUAUCAGAGACAUGAGUCCCCUCUUGGAGCAGGAAUGGUUGCUUCAAUGGGAUUGCUAUCUCCCCAAUGGAUUCCCGUUCAAUGGCGCAUUCAUGCGAUUCCAUAAAGAGUCACCUUAUCUUUGCGAGAUGCUGUCCGAGCUGGCAUCGGGACCAUUACCGAGACCCAAUACGAUUGAUUGGGGAGGAUAUAUGUAUUAUAGAAUUUAUAGACGAUUGUUGCAUCAUGGCAUCAGACCUUGGUCAGUCCUUCCAUGGUGCUUUACUGAUUCUAUGGUUUGCUCACCAAAGAACUCGAUGCCAAAUGCAUUUAUUGAAACUGAAUUUUCAAAAGAAAGACUAUUGAAGACCUUUGCCUACCACUGGCAUAAUCAAUGGAAGAAAGAACCAGGAUCUUUGUUCAGAUUUUUGGAUGAAAUGCACAAGAAUACAACUGGAUGGUAAUGCAUAUGCCCUGUACGUAUAUAUUAUAAACACUAUUUCUACUUAAUAAAUAAAUGAAGAACUUUAAACAAGAUAUAGCGCAGCAGGGUUCAACUAUUGUCUAGAGAAAUACAUAACUGAUUAUUUAUGCCAUUUCGUACUAUGAUUGUAGUUACUGACAAUUGGCAACUUUGAAUGUGUUUCUCGAUAAUCUACCUUCUUUUUCGUCAUUCAUUUCGAUAAAUGUUUUUAAUAAAACAAGGUAAAACAUAUCCUGAUGGCGUCAAAUGAAAUAAACAAAAACAUUGUUGG